Clunio marinus is the source of this 219-nucleotide messenger RNA. The record is from the annotation of a GenBank genome assembly. Lineage: Eukaryota; Metazoa; Arthropoda; Insecta; Diptera; Chironomidae.
AUGAUAAUUCAUUCAAGCUGUCAUCAGAAUGACGUUAUACUUGGAAAUUUACGAUUACGUUUCAUUCUGCUUUUUAAAGGUCGAUGUCAUGGUCAAGAAAAUGGAAAUAAAAUAAUUAAAGUGCUCAAAUCAGCUGGCUUUAAAGCGAUCACUGACCUAACUCAAGAUAUCAAUGAAAAUUUUUACGACUAUUUUAUGACAGUUGAGUUAACUGGCUAG